UCAGUUUCAGCUUCAGCUUCAGCUUCAGCUUCAGCGUCUUCAAACCCAUGAAUCCCACCUUUAUUUCCAGGCGUGGACGGUGCUGAUGUUCCAGUCGACUGGUCUGUGGUUUUAGAUGGAAACGUGAUGGAGUCUGGUCAAAGCAGCGUCAGCUGUCCAACAGUGGAGCUGGAGAGUCGGAGUCCCACUGGAGGUGGACCUUCAGGUGUUGUGGAUCAGCUGACCCUACCUGUUCCUCAGAACAUCCACAUCAGUAACAUCACCUGUGAUUCCUUCAACAUCAGCUGGGACAUGGACGGACCAGACAGGGACAAGAUCACACACUAUUUCAUCGACCUGAACAAGAAAGAAAACAAAAACUCCAACCAGUUCAAACACAAGGACGUUCCAACCAAACUGGUGGCCAAGGCCGUCCGACUGCCCAUGACCGUCAGAGGUCAUUGGUUCCUCAGUCCUCGGACCCGGUACACGUUGGCCGUUCAAACGGCCGCAAAGAAGCCCGACGGCGACUACACGGUUUCCCAGUGGAGCGAGAUCAUCGAGUUCUGCACCGCAGAUUACUCGUCCGUCCAUCUGGGUCAGCUGCUUCUGAAGGCCCAGGCCAUGGCCGGACGCAUGCUGCCCUUCUCCGUCUUCUACAGGAACCAGAACAAAGACUACUUCCACCAGCCCAGCCCCUCUUUUCCUUCCAGAGACGCUCAGUGCCGCCUCAUGUUGCCGUCGGUGAAAGACGACAGCGGCAGUCACGGCUCCCCCAUCAGUGGGAAACUGGAGGGAAUCUUCUUCAGCUGCAACACCGAGUUCAACACCGGGAAACCCCCCCAGGACUCCCCAUAUGGACCCUACCGCUUUGAGAUCCAGGCGGACCUCCUUCUGAACCAGAACACUAACCUGUACUUUGGGGACUUCUACUGCAUGUACACCUCCUACCACUACAUCAUCCUGGUUCUGGCUCCGGUCGGGUCCAAAGGGGACCUGUUCUGUAAAGGGAGGCUUCCGGCCCUGGACCGCUCCGAUAACUGCUUCCUGACCUGCACGGCGGCGGCCGACGGCGGCCCCUUACGUUUCCAUCACGCCCAGGACGUGAUCCUGGAGGUGAUCUACACAGACCCGGUGGACCUGUCUCUGGGGACGGUGUCCCCCAUCAGUGGACACACCCUGAUGAGUCUGUCCACCACCAACGCCAAGAAGGACCCCAGCUGCAAGAUCUGCAACAUCAGCGUGGGACGAUAGAGGGACCUGCUGGACCCACUGGACCCACCUGACCCACUGGACCAAGUGGACCCACUGGACCUACUGGACCCACUGGACCAAGUGGACCCACUGGAUCCAUUGGACCCACUGGACUAAGUGGACCCAUUUGGACCCACUGGACAAAAUGGACUGACUGGACCAACUGGAUCCAUUGGACCUGUUGGACCAACUGGAUUCAUUGGACCCACCAGACCCAUUGGACCAACUGGAUCCAUUGGACCCACUGGACCAACUAGUCCCACUGGACCUACUAGACCCACUGGACCCACUGGACUGACUAGACCCAUUGGGCCCAUUAGACUCACUGGACCCACUGAACCCACUGGACCACUUGGACCCACUAGACCCAUUGGACAGACUAGACCCACUAGACCCGCUGGACCACCUGGACCCAA
This is a messenger RNA of Sphaeramia orbicularis (orbiculate cardinalfish), 1649 nucleotides long. Its product is annotated as phytanoyl-CoA hydroxylase-interacting protein-like. Gene Ontology annotation, molecular function: protein binding. Bases 127 to 1233 code for a protein of 368 amino acids. The transcript has 6 exons. The record is from RefSeq and is a predicted model, not a curated record. NCBI's taxonomy places the organism in Eukaryota, Metazoa, Chordata, Actinopteri, Kurtiformes, Apogonidae. Gene Ontology annotation, cellular component: cytoplasm.